AUGUCUUUUGUCUACUUCGACAUUCUUUAUCAAGAUCCUGCGGGCACUCCCGAGUCUUGGGGCCGCAUUGUCUUCAGACUCUUUGACGAUGUCGUACCCAGAACCGCAAAGAACUUCCGUGAACUCGCGACUGGUCAGCACGGCUAUGGCUACGCUGGCUCAAAGUUCCACCGUGUGAUUGCUGGUUUCAUGGCACAGGGUGGUGACUUCACCCGGGGCAAUGGAACCGGUGGCAAGUCGAUCUAUGGCGAGAAGUUUGAGGAUGAGAACUUCCAGUUGAAGCACGAUAGACCUUAUCUUCUCUCGAUGGCCAAUGCUGGUCCCAACACCAACGGAUCUCAAUUCUUUAUUACAUUCGUUCCUACUCCUCAUUUGAACGGAGGUCAUGUGGUCUUCGGAGAGGUCGUUGAAGGAGAGGAAGUCAUUCAGAGGAUGGAGUCCAAGAGUCUGAACCAAUCCGGACAGACACAUGGUUCCAUUAGCAUCGCUGCUUCUGGCGCUCUCUAG
This is a messenger RNA of Penicillium malachiteum, 507 nucleotides long. RefSeq lists its product as uncharacterized. Gene Ontology annotation, biological process: protein peptidyl-prolyl isomerization; protein folding. The transcript has 4 exons. Gene Ontology annotation, molecular function: peptidyl-prolyl cis-trans isomerase activity. Bases 1 to 507 code for a protein of 168 amino acids. The record is from RefSeq and is a predicted model, not a curated record. Lineage: Eukaryota; Fungi; Ascomycota; Eurotiomycetes; Eurotiales; Aspergillaceae.